This is a messenger RNA of Lottia gigantea (owl limpet), 1470 nucleotides long. RefSeq lists its product as hypothetical. Lineage: Eukaryota; Metazoa; Mollusca; Gastropoda; Lottiidae. The transcript has 3 exons. The record is from RefSeq and is a predicted model, not a curated record. The coding region runs from base 1 to 1470 and encodes 489 amino acids.
AUGUCAACAGUUACAGUUAAUACACCAAAUUCUCCAGUAACUACUGGAACCCAAACGUCAACAGUUACAGUUAAUACACCAACUUCACCAGUAACUAGUGGAACCCAAACGUCAACAGUUACAGUUAAUACACCAACUUUUCCAGUAACAAGUGGAACCCAAACGUCAACAGUUACAGUUAUUACACCAAAUUCACCAGUAACUAGUGGAACCCAAUCGUCGACAUUUACCGUUAAUACACCACCUUCAACAAUAGUUAGUGGAACCCAAACGUCAACAGUUACAGUUAAUACGCCAACUUCACCAGUAAGUAGUGGAAUCCAAACGUCAAAAGGUACAGUUAAUACACCAACUUCACCAGUAGCUAUUGGAAACCAAACGUCAACAGGUACAGUUUAUACACCAAUUUUACCAGUAACUAGUGGAACCCAAACUUCAACAGUAACAGUUAAUACGCCAACUUCACCAGUAACUAGUGGAACCCAAACGUCAACAGGUACAGUUAAUACGCCAACUCCACCAGUAACUAGUCGAAUCCAAACGCCAAUAGGCACAGUUAAUACACCAACUUCACCAGUAACUACUGGAACCCAAACGUCUACAGUUUUAGUUAAUACACUACCUCCAUCAGUAAAUAGUGGAACCCCAACGUCAACAGUUACAGUUAAUACACCAACUCCGCCAGUAACUAGUGGAACCCAAAUGUUAACAGUUUUAGUUAAUACAUCACCUCCAUCAGUAAAUAGUGGAACCCAAACGUCAACAGUUACAGUAAAUACGCCAACUCCACCAGUAACUAGUGGAACCCAAACGUCAACAGUUACAGUUAAUACACCAAAUUCACCAGUAACUAGUGGAACUCAAACGUCAACAGUUACAGUUAAUACGCCAACUUCACCAGUAACUAGUGGAACCCAAACGUCAACAGUUACAGUAAAUACGCCAACUUCACCAGUAACUAGUGGAACUCAAACGUCAACAGUUACAGUUAAUACGCCAACUUCACUAGGAGCUAGUGGAACCCAAACGUCAACAGUUACAGUUAAUGCGCUAACUCCACCAGUAACUAGUCGAAUCCAAUCGCUAAUAGUAACUAGUGGAACUCAAACGUCAACAGUUACAGUUAAUACACCACCUUCACCAGUAACCAAAACAUUAACAUUUAAACAACCAUCACCAACAACAGCUAGUACAUCAUUUCAAACUGCAACAAGUGGUGGUGCAUUAACAUCUGUAGCAAUAAGUAAAAUUCCAACUGCAAAAUCUGUCCCUCACACUUCAACAGUUACAAGUACAACACCAUAUAUUAAAGUACAAAGUGGUACAUCUAGCCUUUCAGCUUCCUCACCAACCACUGUACCGACCCCAUUCAUGAUAUUACCAAAUGGAUUAGUUAAUCCUAUUGGACAGGCUAUGUUAGGUGGCUCCAAUCUAGGGACAGGAUCACCAAACACUAAUAGAGUUGUAUAA